Messenger RNA from Puccinia graminis f. sp. tritici CRL 75-36-700-3, 285 nucleotides. RefSeq lists its product as uncharacterized. Lineage: Eukaryota; Fungi; Basidiomycota; Pucciniomycetes; Pucciniales; Pucciniaceae. Bases 1 to 285 code for a protein of 94 amino acids. The transcript is spliced from 2 exons. The record is from RefSeq and is a predicted model, not a curated record.
AUGUCCCUGGCCAACUUUAAUUGGCUAUUGGACGAACUCCAGCAAGACUUGAAGGGACGUGGAGAGCCACUAUCUGUAGAAGCCCAAGUUGCCAUAGGACUCUACCGCCUGGGUCAUGGAGUUAGCUAUGUGACAAUGGGCCAUGUUUUCAAUGUAGGCAAGGAGACAGCUGACAAAGCCUUGGGAUGCUUUGGAAAUGCAGUCCUCAAAGUGUUGAGGAUGGCAGUUGGAUCUGAAACUGACAGCCCCCCUGCCUCUGCUCUCAAGUUAUGCGCCACUGGAUAG